Molecule: messenger RNA, 1977 nt
Organism: Notodromas monacha
Lineage: Eukaryota; Metazoa; Arthropoda; Ostracoda; Podocopida; Cyprididae
Source: the annotation of a GenBank genome assembly
UUUCAUUUUUAUCUAGGCUUUUUUGAAGGAUUAGUUUUGAUUUGAAAAAAUGAAUGGUGAUAAAUCUGCGCCUUCGGACCUCAAAAGUCUGUUGAACUUCUCGAUACGAGCUACCGGUGAAGGAAGCGAUGAGCCAAAAGACAGCGAAAAUGCGGAGAGACACGGCAUCGAUUCCGAAAGGGCCGAGUGGCUUCGCCAAGUCCUCGCCAACCUAACCGUGGACAUUCCCGAAGAACUCCGCAAAAACCUCGCCGAUUUAUGUGCGGAAAAUGCCUCCGAAAGCGAUCAAGUCGAAGCUCUGGAUGCAAUCCUCGACAUCGUAGACGACCUCAACUACGCCACAGACUUCUUCAAAGUGGGUGGUUUCAGAGUUUUGCUCAGGUACCUUCGGGAAUCCGACAGCCCCCCGGUGCGUGCCAAAUGCGGUGAAGUGAUCGCCGAACUCGUGCAGAAUCACGAAUGGGCCCAAAAGGAAGCGCUUUCUCACAACGGAUUAGAAGUUCUCGUCGCCGCUUUCCUCGAAGACAAUGACGUGAAUGUCAAGACCACCACGUUCUCCGCCAUCGCGAGACUGGUUCGGGAUUCCGAAGAGUUGGUCCGCCAUUUUGGAGCCCAGCAUGCUGACGUGGUCGCCACGGCUUUAGAGCCGAGUGCACCACUGAAGUUGAAAACGAAAGCCAGCUUCUUCCUCAAUCACAUUCUGGUUUUAGUGCCCGAAGUUGUCAAGUGCUUUUCUGCGUGUGUAGACAAACUUGCGAUGGCCUUCGGAACUGAUUCAGUCACGAAUGCUUUUGUGUUGGGUGCUUUGAGGUUGCUGUGGACUCUGGAAGUUGCCGAGCAACAGAAGGACUUCAUAUUUAAAGUUUCGCAGAGGAAGAAUGAGAUUGAGAGUGAUGAUCAGUAUUUAGACGAAUUCAACCAGGCGCAAUCUUUUUUGAAACGAGUCCACGUUGUUGAAAUGGGAUGAAAUUAUUUGUUGAUCGUUUUCACCAUCUGUGGUAUGUUUUUUUUUUCGUGGCUCUGAGUAAUGAAGAUUUUUUUGUGUGAUUUUUAAAAUUAUGAAUGUCUAAUACUUGAGUGCUGUAUAUCGUUGAUGCUGCCAACUCGAACACAAAUGAUUAUUCAAGUGCAAUGUCGAUUGAUCUGUCAACAGGGAGACCCUUAGGGUCGCUAGACACAGGAUAGAUGCCGACUUUCCUACUGUUCGCUGCGCGAGCCAGGAACCUGAUUCCUGAUUAGACGGGGAAACCUGCAUUCUCAUCGCUCCGCUGUUCGUCGAAGGAUGACUCCGGCGGAAUACUUGUAUUAUCUCUUCAAUUCCAUGUUGCUUGGAGAAGAACCGACCAUCGAGGACGUGAUCUUAUUGGUAGGAACUGGAGUAGCAUUGAUAGCAUUCAUCCUUUGGUGUUGUUUCCCGAUCGUUCCAAAAGAACCUGUGGUGGAAGAUGACGACUCUAAAUACAUGCAGCAGCAGAGAACGGAAGGCUAUGAUCCCCGCAUGUAUUAAUGCUAAGUGUUAUCUCUAAGUGGACGUUUAUGAAGCCUGUGUGGGUAUAAUGCGGGAAGAUCAGCAUUUCUUUUUCCCUCUGUGAUUUUUUGGAUUUUUGUGUUCAUUUGAGUGCUAUGAUGUUUUGUAUUUUGUAACAGUGGGAUGACAUAUCGGCUAGGAUUGUGCGUUGUGAUUAUCGUCCCGUAGUCAAGUAAUUUAUUUCGACGUACCAAGAUCUCUAGCGCAAACGAUUCCCCGAGUGAUCUCAAAACCAGACGGAAAAUUUGCAUCUUUCAAUAUAAUGUCGGACAUUUCAUGUUUGGCAGUUCUAGUCGAUGAUUAUAUGAAAUGGUUUUGUGGAAGUGUUCUUGUUCUUCGCGGAUGUUCUGUCAGCCAUGCUCGUGUUGUUCCAAGGCGGACGGAAAUUUUUAAAAAUGGAACCGAGUGCUUGCCAGGAUUAUGUUAAUAAAUUUUGUUGGAUUGAACAA